AUGUUCACCACAUCACAUGCACAUAUGUGCAAUUGGCGCUGGGCCUCCGACCUCAUCUUCGCCCGUGAGCACGUCAAGGAAGAGGAAGGGGUAGAGGUAGAGGUAGAGGUAGAGGUAGAGGUAGUGGUAGAGGUAGAGGAAGGGGAGAUCGAGGCAAUAGAGAUGACAAUAGAUAUUUCGAAGCCAACGAUGGUCAUUUCCAGGGCAAAGACAGAGGACGAGAUCAAUAUUUUGACAAAUCAAAGGCUACCUGAAGACAAAGAAAAGGAAGCGCAAUCGAAUUUUGCUGAAAAGCAAGAAGUGGAAACUUUGUUAAUGGCUAUUCAAGCUAAUCAGGAACCUGAGUCUGAUGUUUGGUAUGUGGAUAUGAGCUGCAGUAAUCAUAUGUGUGGAAUAAGUUUUGAUGAUUCUUCCACUGUGAAAGUGAUGGGAAAGGGUAAUAUAAAGAUAAGUACCAAGAAUGAUUCUGUAGAAAUAAUUUCUAAUGUCCUUUACGUUCCUGACUUGAAAAGUAAUCUAUUAAGUGAUGGUCAAUUCAAGAAAAGGGUUAUGUAA
Molecule: messenger RNA, 555 nt
Organism: Zingiber officinale
Lineage: Eukaryota; Viridiplantae; Streptophyta; Magnoliopsida; Zingiberales; Zingiberaceae
Exons: 4
Coding region: 1-555 (184 amino acids)
Source: RefSeq, a predicted model, not a curated record